This is a messenger RNA of Heterobilharzia americana, 2708 nucleotides long. The record is from the annotation of a GenBank genome assembly. NCBI's taxonomy places the organism in Eukaryota, Metazoa, Platyhelminthes, Trematoda, Strigeidida, Schistosomatidae.
AUGAUACGAAUAUUUCCACUACGUUUUUUCCCAUUUUUACUCAAAGAAGAAUGUUUGUUAAUUCUUCAGGAUGCAAUAAUUUCAAAGCUGUUACCAGCAAUUCCAAGGACAUUUAGUGGUCUUACCUUGGCUGGUAUGGUACUCGGAUUAUGUCAUCACUUUUAUGGUAUAUAUUCACCCCCUUUUGUUCAAUAUGCUGUAUUGUAUGGCAAAGUGAAACCGGUGUACUGCGAAGCACUUGAAUGUUUGAGAGUUCCUAAAAGAUGGUUUAAAUACUUCUACUUAACUGGGGUGUUGUUUACUUGUUGUACUUUAUUAGUUGAACUUUUCUUUAUACCAACUCAUAAAACUAUCACUUGUGUGUUGACUCUGUAUCUGAUACACGUUUCACGCCGAUUGUAUGAAUGUGUACAUGUUUCUAUAUUCAGUGAUUCUUUAAUGAGUUUUGUUCAUUUUCUAAUUGGGAUUUUAUUUUACAUAGCUUCUCCUAUUGCAAUUUCGAUUUCACGAAGUAAUGCAGUUGAACGAUCGAAUUGGGUCAUUGUAUUAUUCAGUCUGCAUAUAUUAGUACUUCAAUAUCUACAAGAUUUGGUUUUUCAACAGUUGGCUUCUUUACGCAAACAAAAAGAUAAAAGCACAGACAAAAUAGCUGAUAAAAAGUAUUAUCCACCUGAAGGGAGUAUGUUUCAUUGGGUAUCAUGUCCUCAUUAUGUGUUGGAAAUAUCGCUUUAUCUGUCAUGGCAUUUGUUUAUUACACCAAAAUGGAUAUCAUUUUCUCAUAUGUUACUUUUUACAAUAUUUAACCAACUAUUUUGUAUAUGGGCUAGUCAUGAUUGGUAUCAGAAGAAUUUCCCUGAAUGGACAUCAAAACGUGCCAUGCUGAUUCCAUAUUUAUGGAUUUCUGCAGCGAUACCAACAAUUAAAUAUGCUUUGGAUAAAGGAGCUGAAAGUGUCGUAUUGAUGUCACAUCUAGGUCGGCCAGAUGGCAAUAAAGUUGACAAAUAUUCCCUAAAACCUGAAGUUACUUUUCUUCCUGACUGUGUGGGUCCUGAUGUAUUAAAGACAUGUGCUGAUCCUACUCCUGGUUCUGUAUUUCUCUUAGAAAAUCUGCGUUUUCAUGUGGAAGAGGAAGGCAAAGGAGUUUCACCUACUGGCGAAAAAACGAAAGCUACUACUGAUCAGAUCAAAGCCUUCAGCGAAAGUUUGACAAAACUGGGUGAUGUUUACGUAAAUGAUGCGUUUGGCACUGCACAUCGGGCUCAUGCUUCAAUGGUUGGUUGCCAGUUACCACAAAAGGCCUGUGGAUUUCUCAUGAACAAGGAGUUAACAUAUUUCGCUAAAGCUCUAGAGAAUCCUGAACGUCCUUUCCUUGCAAUCCUUGGAGGCGCCAAAGUUAGUGACAAGAUUCAGCUAAUCAAUAAUAUGCUUGGUAAAGUUAAUGAAUUAAUCAUUGGUGGUGGUAUGGCGUAUACGUUCCUCAAGAAGCUGCACAAUAUGAAUAUUGGAGGUAGUUUAUAUGAUGCAGAAGGUGCCGAAAUUGUUAAUAAGUUUGCGGAUGAUGCAAAUACCGGAGCAGCAACCAUAAGUCAGGGAUUCCUGAUGGUUGGAUGGAAGGUCGAAGCAUUUUAUGUAAUAACUCAUGGAUUGGACAUCGGACCAAAAACAGUUGAAGAGUUUCGCAAAGUAAUUAGUCGCGCUAAAACCAUUGUGUGGAAUGGUCCUAUGGGUGUUUUUGAAAUGGCUAAGUUUGCUUCUGGGACAAAAUCAGCAAUGGACGCAGUGGUUGAAGUUACUAAACAUGGAGCUACAACUAUUAUCGGUGGUGGUGACACUGCAACUUGCUGCGCCAAAUGGAAUACAGAAGACAAAGUCAGUCAUGUUAGUACUGGUGGUGGUGCUAGCCUAGAGCUUCUCGAAGGAAUACGUACCAGAUAGGGUGUGGUUGAGUUGUCGUACUUGGCUGUGUGCUCAAAACGCCUUAUGGAGUUGCUUUUGUCUUCCAUGAGAAGAAAGCUGUGAAUAGGGAGAAUACUUGGCGUUUGAUAAAUUGGCUAUAACCAGUUAUUUGCGGGAAUUCAAGGAUCUGUUAAUCAGUAAGUUCAGAAGUACGUCACUAGUUCAGCAAAAAGUGUAAGUCUCUACGCAAGGUAAUGGCGUUUGCUCAGCAAUUGAGGAAAGAAUAAAAAGGAACAAUAUGGAAUAGUAGGUAAAAUAUAUAAGAACUAAAAAACAGCAAAAAGAGAGGCUGAACUGUGCAAAAGAGAUUCAACUUCCCUGUAUAGUCUGUCAAACGAACGAUUUUUUUGACCAAAUAAAAAGGCAUAGAUUGUCUGAACUGUAUUUGCACAACAUAUUUCGAGCAAUGUGAUCAUACACGUACUUGUCACACGCGUAUUUAUAUUAAGGGAACUAAUUGUUAUCAAUGAUUUCUCUAUUGAAAUCAACAAAAUUUAUGAUAACCGAUGAUGGGAAUAGAACAACCCGGGGUUGAUAACAUUCGGUGAAUUUUGUAAAAUAGUAUCAUCAAUAUUGCAUGAGUCGUGGAACUGAGGCAGAUCACUCAUAGUCUAACAAUUAAAGGGAUUUAGCUAGAAAGUGUUGGUCAUUGCUAGAUAAAAAACCGUUUUAUUUGAGAACAGUUUAAUUGAUAACCAAUUUGCACAGAGGUUUUCAUGUAAUUAGCAUACUUAAUAUAAGCACUAUGGCAG